CUGCUCGGCUCCGUCAGUCGCGUUCGGUCCGUCGUGGCAUCCGCUCGCGUGUCCCGUGCGUCAGUCCCGCGCCCCACCAGCACCACGCCACCGCCGCCGUCUCCUCAGCGCUCGUCCUCACCGAACGGCAUGUGCACCUGACACCGGCCCAACUACAGCCUGCAUCACGAUCCCAGCCGCAGGCACAAGUGAGUCGUCGACGACCUCCUCCGGCGCCGACACCCCGCUCCUUGCCACUCGGAUAUUAUUUUUAUUUUUAUUUAGUGUUCAUUAUUAAAAUACUGCUCUUCGAAAUCCGUAACAAAUGAUACCGCGGAGAAAACACAACGCGUCUUCAGGGUCGCUUCCGCCACCAGACGACAAGAACGCCAGCAACGACUAUAUUCUUUCAGAAAAUGGCACGAGCGAGGGUUGGCGAGCAGCUCUACGAAGACGGUUCAAUAAGAAAACCCUUAACAAGAGAUUUCCCGUCACAGCCUGGCUACCGCAGUACAAUGUGGAAGAGGCGAUCGGAGACGUCAUAGCGGGGGUUUCUGUGGGUUUGACAGUUAUCCCCCAGUCUUUGGCCUACUCUAACAUCGCCGGUCUGCCUCCUCAAUACGGAUUGUACGGCUCGUUCAUCGGUUGCUUUGUGUACAUCAUACUGGGAGGGUGCCGGGCCGUACCCGCAGGACCUACUGCCAUUGCAUCGUUACUCACUUGGCAAGUGGCUGGCGGCGUAGUGGAGAAGGCGAUCCUCUUGAAUUUGCUCACGGGACUCGUGGAACUUAUGAUGGGAGUGCUCGGUCUAGGCUUUCUUAUCAAUUUCGUCUCAGGACCCGUUUCUUCAGGUUUCACAUCAGCAGUUGCUCUGAUGAUCGCCACAUCCCAAGUCAAAGAUAUGUUCGCUAUAUCUGUGACCGGAACUACUUUCUUACAACAGUGGAUUUCUGUAUUCCAAAAUAUUCACAAUGCAUCACUUUGGGAUCCAGUACUAGGAUUCAUCUGCAUUGCGUUACUUCUUUCAAUGAGGAAAAUCGGGAUGAUUAAAUUAGGAGCAAAAAACCCGGAAGGUCCAAGCACGCGACAAAAAGUUCUGACGCGUUGCAUGUGGCUGUUGGGGACAUGUCGGAAUGCCAUCGUGGUGGUGGCGUCGGGAGCUUUGGGAUUCUGGUUUGUGAGCGAACAGGGAUCCUCACCCGUGCGACUCAUGGGAGCGAUACCGUCGGGAGUACCGACACCGCAGGCGCCGCCGAUGAGCUACGUGCGUGCCGACAACACCACAGCAGACUUCUUAGAGAUGGUCUCGGAAUUGGGCUCGGGUCUGCUGGUGAUACCCAUCAUUGUACUUCUGGAGGAUAUCGCUAUCUGCAAGGCGUUCUCAGAUGGACGAACUAUAGAUGCCACGCAGGAGAUGAUCGCACUCGGUGUAGCCAACAUCGCUAACUCCUUUAUGCAAGCGUACCCGGGCGGCGGGUCACUGGCACGAUCCGUCGUCUCCAACGGCUCCGGAGUCAGAACAACCUUCAAUGGACUUUAUACUGGUGUCAUGGUUAUCUUGGCCCUACAAUUUUUUACGCAAUAUUUCGAGUACAUACCCAAAGCUGCACUUGCUGCUGUGAUUAUUUCUGCAAUUUUAUUUAUGGUGGAAUACGAUGUUAUAAAACCAAUGUGGCGAGCUAAAAAAUUGGACUUGAUACCUGGCGUAGGCACAUUCAUUCUCUGCUUAACUCUUCCUAUCGAGUUGGGUAUUCUAACUGGAGUCGUCGUCAACAUUAUUUUCAUCCUGUACCACGCAGCACGCCCUAAAUUCUCUGUUGAAAUGUUAAAGACGGAGCAGGGUGUGGAGUAUUUGAUGAUCACCCCCGACCGCUGUCUCAUGUUUCCGUCUGUCGACUAUGUGCGCCGGCUCGUCACUAAAUGUGCCGCCAGCAGCUCGGUACCCGUCGUGAUCGAAUGCACACAUAUAUACAGCGCUGACUACACCGCUGCCAAGAGUAUCGAACAACUCACAGGGGACUUUCACGCCCGCCAACAGCCCCUCUACUUCUACAACGUCAAACCCUCAGUCUGCUCUAUUUUCGAAGCUGUUACGAAGCCUGAGCACUUCGUUGUGUUCUACGAGGACGAUGAAUUGGACCGCCUCUUGGCCGCCGACGAACGCCUCGCACCUCGUAAACCGCCCCCACUGCACGUUUAGCCUUGUGAUAUUACUGUAGUUUGUUCUUAGUUUAGUUUGACGGAGAGAUGCACAGAGUGUGAUAUUUUGGUAUAAAGAUUGUAUAAAGAUGAGUUUAAAUAUUUACUGUAUGCAACGCCAGCGCCAAUAGUUUGAAAGAGUUCGAAAUUCUAUGAUUUGUUGUGAAAAUGUGGCGAAUGGGUUUUCAAAGUCCUUGCUAUAAAAAAAUUAUGCUACGUAAAUCCAUAUAUCCCUAUUUUACUAAAAUUUUAUGUGUCGGGGAUACACGAGGCCCCCGGCCAUUCUGUGAUUCAAACGAGCCUCGCUCGUUUUUUCAGUAUUAAUCAGCAGAGUGAUCAAGAGAAGCUUUAGACGACUAUUGUCUACAUACAUACAUACAUUGCGCAUAGAUUUAUUUUUGUAUAAAUUAUAUUAAUUUCAGAGCAGACAGUGUCCUCUACGUAUCGUUGUGAUGAUAGAAAAUAAAUUUUAGAAUAUUAUAUUAUAAUUACGAAGUACUUAUUUUAUCAAUAACAUUUAUUGUUGAAAUUGCUUAUAAUACGACUACUUCAAAAGUUACUAGUGAUAGAUGUAGAGUUUCUAAUAUCACUUUAUUUAUUUUUAGAUAAACGAGUACAACUUAGAAUGUAAAUACCUAUAUUAUAUUAUUCAUUGUAAGAAAUCACCGUAUUCAUAUUGCGAACGUUCGUAUGCGAGCCUGUACUCUGUUCCAAUGUUCAAGAAUAUUAGAACAGGAGAGACUUUAAAGUCAUGAGAGGCUCCGCGUUGUUGAGUUCGCGUAUUCUUUCUUGUGAUUCUACUACAGUACCUACAAAAGAUUUAUUAAUUAUUAUUAAUGUACUAUAAAAUAAUAUUUUAAAAUACUAAAUGGAUAAAGUUUAAAAAUAUAAUUAUAAAGGUAUGGUGCGUUUAAAUGAAUGACUAAUGUUUCCCAGUUCCAAGAACAAAAUAAAUAAAUAAUCUCUUUAAAAGAGUCGAA
Messenger RNA from Danaus plexippus (monarch butterfly), 3158 nucleotides. It is a transcript of the gene Esp, whose product is annotated as sodium-independent sulfate anion transporter. Gene Ontology annotation, molecular function: sulfate transmembrane transporter activity. Gene Ontology annotation, biological process: transmembrane transport. The record is from RefSeq and is a predicted model, not a curated record. Bases 305 to 2179 code for a protein of 624 amino acids. The transcript is spliced from 9 exons. Gene Ontology annotation, cellular component: membrane. Lineage: Eukaryota; Metazoa; Arthropoda; Insecta; Lepidoptera; Nymphalidae.